Molecule: messenger RNA, 1522 nt
Organism: Dryobates pubescens (Downy woodpecker)
Lineage: Eukaryota; Metazoa; Chordata; Aves; Piciformes; Picidae
Gene: ACER2
Product: alkaline ceramidase 2
Exons: 6
Coding region: 40-867 (275 amino acids)
Biological process (GO): ceramide metabolic process
Cellular component (GO): membrane
Molecular function (GO): hydrolase activity, acting on carbon-nitrogen (but not peptide) bonds, in linear amides
Source: RefSeq, a predicted model, not a curated record
GGUUCCCGCAGCGCCUGGCCCGAGUCGGGGACGGCCGCCAUGGGCACGGUGCUGUGGUGGGACCAGCUGCGGGCCGGCAGCUCGGAGGUGGACUGGUGCGAGGACAACUACACCAUCGUGCCUGCCAUCGCCGAGUUCUAUAACACGAUAAGCAACGUCUUGUUUUUUGUUUUACCACCCAUUUGUAUGUGCUUGUUCCGACAAUAUGCAACCUGCUUCAACAGUGGCAUAUAUUUAAUAUGGACUCUGCUAGUUGUGGUUGGAAUUGGAUCUGUUUACUUUCAUGCCACUCUCAGUUUCCUGGGACAAAUGCUGGAUGAGCUAGCCAUUCUCUGGGUCCUGAUGUGUGCUUUUGCCAUGUGGUUCCCAAGGAGAUACCUGCCUAGAGUUUUUCGGAAUGACAGGAGCCGAUUUAAAGCUGCUGUGGGCGUUCUCUCUGCAGUUACUACCUGCCUCGCCUUCAUUAAGCCUGCCAUCAACAACAUCUCACUAAUGACUCUGGGUGUUCCCUGCACUGCUUUGCUUAUUGCUGAGUUGAAGAGGUGUGAAAACCUGCGUGUGUACAAACUGGGUCUCUUUUCAGGUCUUUGGUGGAUGCUAGCACUUCUCUGCUGGAUCAGUGACAAAGUGUUUUGUGAGAUCUGGUCCUCAUUUAACUUUCCCUACUUGCACUGUGUAUGGCACAUUUUGAUUUGCCUUGCGGCGUACCUGGGCUGUGUCUGCUUUGCUUACUUUGAUGCUGCCUCUGAGAUCCCUGAGCAGGGCCCUGUCAUAAAGUUCUGGCCCAGUGAAAGAUGGGCGUUCAUUGGGGUUCCCUACGUCACCCUCCUCUGUGCACACGAGAAAUCACCUGUGAAGAUCACGUGAAGUUGACAAUGGAAUGAGGAUGGAAUUUCUACUUACAUUCCAGCAAAGACAGCAUUUAAAUAAUGAUAAAUUAAUGGGGUUGUGUUCUAUCUUGUUCUUAAGAUAUGCAGUACUUCAGGUGUCACAAAAAGAGGAGGCAAGUGUAUUCUUUUUUCUUUCUGGAGGAGAGAGAGGAGGCAGGAACUUGCAGGUUCUUGAACACUAAAGUAGCCACUAGGUUCUCUGGUAGGCUCUGUUUUGCACUGUGUUUUCAACGUAGCAUUUCACUUUAUGUAAGCUCUUUCCAAAUACCAGGUUCAAGGAAUGAUGUUUCUGCAGUAUGUCACCUCUGAUGCUUGACUUGCUUCUUUUGUAACCUCUGGCUGAGAUUUUCUUUCCAAAAGAAGCCAGGCCAAGAUGCCUACAUGCCGUCCUGUGCCAUUCUCAGCUUUGAAUUUGGUGUGGUUGCAUGUGGCCACAAGAGUGUGCUCAAAGCACACGCUCCACCCGGCCUGGCCCAUGGCAUGGGGAUCUAGCUGCACAUCACCUCAGGUCUUGGAGUUGUACUUGGCGUUGCUUCCCCAAGUACAGUUGGAGACCAGUGCAAAGUGCUUGCAACUGCAGCAGUGCAGUUAGGCGGUGUGAAUGCAGGAAUAGCUAACAGAUGAUUCAGUCC